AAUUUGGCAACAAUGUCAAGUCGAUAUAAACAUAACCUAGUCAAUUAUAAUUGAAUCUUUCACGAUUUAUAAAAUAUUUAUUUAUUGUAAUUUAUUGUCUUCAAAAUACAAGGGACAAGAAUACAAUUAGAUUAAUUUCGCAUAAAUGAAAAUUUGAUUAGAAUUAUGACAGUGGAAAAGUGUUAGUUGCUGCAUGUUACCUGCCCUGUAUGUAUGUAUAUACUUCAGUCCUUUAUUAUACACUAUUCUCGGAAAGUUUUGUUUUCUUUCAUAAAUUCUUGACCGUAACAGAAAAGAAAACAUUGUCAUGCCGUUGCAAGUUCAUGAUGUUCAGCAAAAUGUUGUGGAGCCUAUGCAAGUUGAUGCUCCUGCAGAAGAUAAUGAUAAUGCAGAAGAAGAACCAUAUAUUGUGGAAAACCCAACAUUGGAUUUAGAAGUUUAUGCUAAUAGUUAUACUGGUCUUGCUAAACUAUAUAGACUUAUAUAUAUAGCUGAUCACUGUCCAAUGUUAAGGAUAGAAGCAUUAAAAAUGGCUAUAUCUUAUGUGAUGACAACAUAUAAUGUUUCCUUGUAUGUCAUACUACAUAAAAAAUUAGUUCAAGCUGUAGGCACACCUGGAUUACCAGAUGUUGCAGCACAAUCAACAUCUCAAGACAUGUUAACCUUAGAUCAAGCUUGGGUUGAAUUUCGUUCCAAAAAGGCUGCUUUGAAAUUAGAAAAAUUUGAUACUGAUCUUAAAAAUUAUAGAAGUAAUUCAAUUAAAGAAAGUAUUAGAAGAGGUCACGAUGAUUUAGGAGAUCAUUAUUUAGAUUGUGGGGAUCUUGUUCAUGCCUUAAAGUGUUAUUCCAGAGCAAGGGAUUACUGUACUAGUGGGAAGCAUAUUGUUAACAUGUGCUUAAAUGUUAUUAAAGUUUCUGUUUAUUUACAAAAUUGGGCUCAUGUAUUAAGUUAUGUAACAAAGGCAGAAAGUACACCAGACUUCUCUGAUGUUCAUGGCAAAGACAACAAUCAGUCUAUAGUUACAAAAUUAAAAGUUGCAGCUGGUCUAGCGGAACUAGCUACUAGAAAAUAUAAAAUGGCUGCAAGACACUUUUUGCAGGCAUCAUUGGAUCAUUGUGAUUGUCCUGAAUUAUUAUCCCCUGGAAAUGUUGCCUUAUAUGGAGGACUUUGUGCUUUAGCUACAUUUGACAGACAUGAAUUACAAAAACAGGUUAUCUUCAGCAGUUCCUUUAAGUUAUUUCUAGAAUUAGAACCACAGUUAAGAGAUAUAAUUUUUAAAUUUUACGAAUCGAAAUAUGCAUCUUGCUUAAAAUUGUUGGACGAGAUAAAGGAUAACAUACUUCUAGAUAUGUACAUAGCACCACAUGUUAAUGUAUUAUAUACACAAAUUCGGAAUAGAGCAUUGAUACAAUAUUUUAGUCCAUACUUAAGUGCAGAUAUGAGACGUAUGGCAACUGCUUUUAAUAGGACUGUAUCAGAAUUGGAAGAUGAGCUUAUGCAAUUAAUUCUUGAUGGCCAAAUACAAGCUCGUAUAGAUUCACAUAAUAAAAUAUUGUAUGCCAAGGAUGUUGAUCAACGUAGCACAACUUUCGAGAAAUCUAUGAGUGUAGGAAAAGAAUAUCAAAGACGCACACGCAUGUUAAUCUUAAGGGCUGCAAUGUUAAAACAACAGAUUCAAGUUAAAAGUCCACAGCGUGACAGUACUCAAGGGGGAGAGAUGUCGGUUACCUGGAAACAAUAGUUCAGUGAUGACCUGAUGUGGUUAUUAAGAUAUGAAAUAGUACUUUGAUACCAUAUUGGGGCAAUGAAUGUUUAUGAUGCCGAUAUUGAAUUCAAAUCUUCGAUAAAAGUUACAAAAUAUGUAUAUAAUGCAUUAUAUUAUAAGUAAAAGCUAGUAUUUUCAAAAAUGUGUUUAUUAUGAACAAACCUUUGAUAAAAUAUAAUGUAUACUAAAAACUUUAUUAUCAAUAAAUACAUGAAUACCUUUUUUCA
This is a messenger RNA of Apis cerana (Asiatic honeybee), 1992 nucleotides long. RefSeq names its product COP9 signalosome subunit 1b (gene CSN1b). NCBI's taxonomy places the organism in Eukaryota, Metazoa, Arthropoda, Insecta, Hymenoptera, Apidae. The record is from RefSeq and is a predicted model, not a curated record. Gene Ontology annotation, cellular component: COP9 signalosome.